Raphanus sativus (radish) is the source of this 585-nucleotide messenger RNA. Its product is annotated as secreted RxLR effector protein 161-like. The transcript has 2 exons. The record is from RefSeq and is a predicted model, not a curated record. Lineage: Eukaryota; Viridiplantae; Streptophyta; Magnoliopsida; Brassicales; Brassicaceae. Bases 1 to 585 code for a protein of 194 amino acids.
AUGGCUGCUAAAUUUGAGAUGAAUAAUCUUGGUAAGUUGACAUACUAUCUUGGAAUUGAGGUGUAUCAACACGAAGGAGAGAUCUUGUUGAAGCAAGAUAGAUAUGCCAUGAAGAUAUUUGAAGAAACGGGCAUGAGCGAGUGUAAUCUCUCACAUACACCUAUGGAACAGAAUGUGAAACUUUCAAAGUAUAUGCAGGAUCCUAAGGAGUCACAUGGUGCCGCUUUAAAGCAGGUUUUAAGGUAUCUAUGUGGAACGAUCUCUUAUGGUCUCACGUAUACUCGCACGAGAUCAGUAGAGUUAGUGGGUUACAGUGAUAGCUCGCACAAUGUCGGUGAAGACGAUGGUAAGAGUACGGGAGGUCACAUGUUUUAUCUUGAUAAAAUUCCUAUAUCAUGGUGUUCACAGAAGCAAGAAAUCACUGCUCUCUCUUCAUGCGAAGCAGAAUUUAUGACAGCCACAGAGACGGCUAAACAAACAAUCUGGCUUCAGGAACUACUCAGUGAAAUCAUCAGAGAAGAUAGUAAGAAAGUGACUAUACGUGUUGACAAUAGAUCGGCUACUGCACUUACUUAUACGUGUUGA